AUGCCUGACGCCAAAGGUCAAGGUUUCGAUUACCAUGAUACAUUGAUCAUCGCCCAUGCGGUCUUCGCAUCGAUGGCCACACUCAUUACUGCCCCAGCUGCCAUCCUCGUCGCGCGCUACUUUCGCUCGCGUGCCUGGUGGUUCAAGGCCCAUGUCGUCCUCCAGACUCUGACUGUUGUAUUCACAGUCAUUUUCUUCACGCUGAGCACCGUCGCUGUCGCUAGUGGAGGCCACGGUACACAGUUCGUAGGCCCAAAAAAAGAUCCACACCACGACUUGGGUCUCUCCGUCGUCAUCUUGCUUUGGGUAGAAGCCAUAUUCGGCAUUGCUGCUCACUACACGCACACAGAACAUUCGAAGACUCAUAGCGCAUUCCCGACGAUCAAGGCUAGGAAAAGUCCUUUGAGACAUCUUCACGCCUGGUAUGGUAUUUUUGUGGCCGGCUUACUUUACGCAGGGAUGAAGACUGGGAUUGACGAGUGGAAUAUGGUAGCCGACUCUGGAACGUUGGUGCCCAGCGGUAUUCAGAUCGCGUUUUGGGUGAUCUUCUCUCUGGAGAUUGCUGCGUACGUUAUCGGAUGGACUUUGGAGGCAUUCCGUGGUAAAUCGAAUCUGCGCAUGAUAUCGGACCACUCUACAGACGAAGAUAAAGAUGGAUCUCCUUCCAUCUGA
Molecule: messenger RNA, 672 nt
Organism: Lentinula edodes (shiitake mushroom)
Lineage: Eukaryota; Fungi; Basidiomycota; Agaricomycetes; Agaricales; Omphalotaceae
Exons: 2
Coding region: 1-672 (223 amino acids)
Source: RefSeq, a predicted model, not a curated record